AUGCCGUCCAAUCUCCCGUCAAGCUUUGCCUCGGCCGCCGCCGGCCAGAAUGCCAACCGCGAUGCGAGGGGUGGCAGAAGUGAUGGAAGGGGAUCCGCUGGAGGCGAAUGGUCUAGGAGAGACGGCCGCUCAGCUAACGGUACCCUGACUUUCCGUCGUUCCUCUACCACGCCCCUGAGCCAGACCUCAAACCCUCCCCCUGCGAACGACAAUGCCGUCCAGCUACCUACCGUCGAGGACCCCAUCCCACAGCCCACAACAUACGAAGUUGGUCCCUCACGUUAUACCAAGGAUGAUCUGCUUGAGAUGUAUCAAUCCCAGCGGCCUGGUGGCAAUCCCUCUCAUCUCUUCAUCUCAGGUUGGGAUCCAAGCAAUGCCAGUGGUAGUGGCGUAAGGGGCUGGGGAAAAAGCAACGAGAACCACGUGCCACAGGAUCCCGGCACCUGCUGGGAUUUCAACGGCGACACGGCACCCAUAGGGUUGUCGGGAUUCUCUCAAGACGAAAAAGAGGCCUUUUCUACCGACAUCAACUCGCCACUCAAGCCUCCUACGCAAGCUAAAGAAGGUCACCAAGCGGCAGUUAACGGCCGGAAACCAUCUCUUUCUCAUGCCCCAGGAAGCACAUUUGGCGUGAGCUCUCCAUCAUCCGCUGUCCGACCUGCCACCCGCCGACGAGAAACCGUCGAUUCCAAUCCGUUCAGCCCUACCAACAUUGCGUCGCCAACUGCCAGCCGGUUUUCGCGAGAUGACCCCCUGUGGUUUUCGCGAAAGCCCGGUGAAUUGAGAGAGUCAGAAAAUGAUGAUCCCGACAACACCGAACAGGCCCCGCGUGAUGCCCCAAAGCCGCCGAUUCCUGGUUUAAUGCGAGCCAACACGUCGACCGGUGUGAGCAUGACGUCAAUGUGGCCAUCAUCUACCGCGUCUAGUGCUGGCGCGUUUGGUAGCUUUGCCUUGCCCACUUCGCCAGCCGUUGGUGAUAAGCGACCGGGCGGUGCUCCGGGAGGCAGUCGACUUGCUCAUCUAAUUCCCAAGGACAAUACCGAAAGCGCGGCUAGCAAAUCGUCCGAAGCUCAGAAUCCCCAACAGUCUUGGAGGACUAGGCCACGAACUGAUACUGAUCCUUUCGGCGGCAGCGAGGAGGUGUCCGGCAUGUCUGGCAUGUCGGGUAGUGCUGCUCUCCAAGGCGAGCAGGAUAUUGCUCCUGGCGGUCCACAGCCACCAAGUAGAGGGAUGCCCUUUGGCACUCCCAUUAAGGGAUCUACUGGAGAUUUUGGAAUGACCAACCUAAAUUUGGGCGGCUCAUCGUCCGGCGACAAUGGUCCUGCCAGUCCUUCGGAGACAAACCCUUACCGGAGCCCCCCGACAGAACGCCACGAUCACGACGGACCUUCUGAUCUAGGCACUGGGGAUAGGGUUCAUAGCACUGGCCAUGAACAACCACACUCCAACUAUAGUACGCUUUCUAGAGGUUUUGCUGCUGCUUUUGACGGGAGCGAUCGUAGUCAGACGUCCAGCGUGGGCGCCAAAGCCGCCUAUCUGUCGUCUGGUUGGCCCGCGCCAGCUGGCCCGUCUACCGGAACCCCUGAUCGUGAGCGGUCCAAUUUUGGAGGAGCAUUCGGCAGCUCUCUCUUCAGCCCUAUUGGUGACAUCCAAUCUCCCGGCUUGGGCAACCUCGGCGGCGUGUUUGGGCCAUCCAAUACCGGUAGCAUCGGUCGGCAAAGCAAGUUGGGAUCUCUGUUCCCUCCCGCUAUGCAGGCUCAGAUGCAUGCGCAUGAGCACGAAAGCAGCCUCUCCGACUCUCUUGGCGACCUUCGGCAGAGCAACCCACUCGGUGCUAUUGGCCGAGGCAACUUCACCGUUCCUACUCGAGACACAGACAGCCCCAUGAGAUCUAAUCGUGGGGUCUUUGAGGAACUUUUCCCCUCCAGCGAUAGCUCUAGAAAUCUGGCCGGAUUUGGAACCUCAGAUGCUGGACAGCCCGGCAUCGCUGCGGCAGUGCCCCAGUCAUUCACGCCAGUCAGUGGCGGAAUGCCGUUUGGGAAUGCUCAGGCUGGCGUAGAGCCCCCGUCUGCUCAAGUCCGCCAAAUGGUAAUGCCUGAUCGGAUGCGAUGGGUCUACCUCGACCCUCAGGGGCAAAUUCAGGGUCCUUUUACUGGACUGGAGAUGAACGACUGGUACAAGGCCAACUUCUUUACUCCUGAUCUUAGAGUGAAGAAGGUAGAAGACCCCGAGUUUGAGCCUCUCGGCCAGCUCAUCAGGAGAAUUGGAAACUCUCGCGAGCCAUUUUUGGUCCCCCAGAUCGGAAUUGCUCAUGGACCUCCUAUGCAGAGUGGCCCCUUUGCACCUGGAGCUGGAAGUGGCAUCAUUCCACCUCUGAGCGGUGUUUUCCCCACCUUUGGUAGAACUCUCACUGCCGAAGAGCAAAACAAUCUGGAGCGCCGCAAGCAAGAAGAGCAGUUCCUCAUGGCUCAACAACGAGACUUUAUGAUGCGACAGCAAGCCAUGGCCAAGUUUCAAAUACAGCCAAGCCUGCAGCAUCAUUCCAGUGCUCAUAGCCUCCAGAGCCAACCAAGUUUUGGUAGCAUGACAUCGCCGCUGGGAGUUCCCCAGCAGCAACAUCACCAGUUGCCGCAUCAACAACCCAUCGGAGGCCUGGGCCCGGCGACUGUUUUUGACACCCACCCUGGUGCCGCCAACCCCGCUGCUGUCCGCGCCGCUAUGGGAAACGGGGAGCUUUUCCGACCAGAAGACCUGGUUAACCUGUCGGCCAAUGAACGUCAAAUGCUCGUAUCCUUGCAGGGUGAGCCUGCCGGUACUGAAUCUGGUGCGCCUCAGCCCAUUGGGACUCCGGGCGACGCAAGUCUACGGUACGGUCUGCCAGAAGCUAACGAGCUCAAGGAGGACGAUGAAGGUUUCAAAGAUCGUUUGAAAGAAUUUGAAGAUCUACGCGCCGAGCAUGACGCCGAGCAAGCUGCUGCCGCGAUCGUCGAGGAAUCACAAGAGAGCUCCGCAAAGCAAGAAGAAGCGACCGUAGCAACGCCCCCCUCCGUCGACCCGCGAAGCGAACCUGCCCCCUCAGCCAGCAAGCCAAGCAAAGCCUCUAAGAAGAAGGCUGUCAGUGAAGAGACGUCGUCGCUUUCUCUAACCCAGCAGGUGCAAAAGACUCAAGCCUCUGUAGCUGCUUCAGCGGCUACCCCUCCUGCUCCUCAGCCGACCGAGCCAGGAAUGCCAAUGCCAUUCCCCCCUCCAGCUUCGAUGACCCCCCUUCCCGCCCCAACGGCACAGAGAGCCAGGUCUAACUUGCCUGAGCAAUUCAACCGAUCCCAAACCGCAACUCCCGACGCCAUCGCCCAGCCUCCUCCGUUGGCCCCGUGGGCCAAAGAUCCCGGUCAGGAGGGGCAGAAGGGCCCAAGCCUGAAGGAAAUUCAAGAGGCGGAAGCCCGUAAGGCGGCAAAGGCCGAAGAAGCUGCUGCUGCACUCCGAAAGGCCGCGAUGGAACAAGAGGCAGCUCUGCUCAGAGAGAAGGAAAAGUCGGCGGCUGCCGCUGCGGCCGCUGCCAACGCUGGCCUCCCAGCAACCAGCACCUGGGGCCAAAGUUCGCCCGUGGCAUCUGUCAGCCCCUGGGCUAAGCCGGGAGCUACAAAGGCCAAGGGAACGACACCCAGCGUCGCAUCUGGUGCGGCUGGAGCCAAGAAGACUUUGGCCGAAAUCCAGCGCGAAGAGGAAGCACGGAAGCAGAAGGCCAAGGAAGUCGCUAUUCAGACUGGCGUUGGCGCCCCUGUCAGCACCGCUAAAAGCUAUGCCAACCUUGCCGGUAAGCCGAACCACGGCUCUACUCCGACGGCACCCUCUCCCAUCUUGACGAGUGGAAGUGGUUGGGCCACCGUUGGAGCCGGUGGCAAAGUGAAGAGCCCAUCUACUGUCCCGUCUCAGCUUCAAAGCCGCUCAGUUAGCAGCACCAGUGUCAAGCCUGCUUUGGCCACCCCGGUGAAGCUGGCACCCAAGUCCAUUGUUAGCAAUGUUAGCUCUACCAACACUGCCAUAGAUGAGUUCAACAAGUGGGCCUAUAGGGAGCUCUCGAGGGGGAUCACUGGCGUUAACGAUAUCACGAGCUUCCAAGCAGAUCUCGCUGUCCUGCCCCUCGACACUGGACUGAUCGCAGACGCUGUGUAUGCCAACUCUACCACGAUGGACGGACGACAUUUCGCUGAAGAGUACGUUCGACGAAAGAAGCUGGCAGAGAAGGGUGUAGUUGAAAAGCAACCCCAGGCUGAGAGCAAGGCGUCGGUCUCCGGCGGCGGAUGGAGCGAAGUUGCCAAGAAGAGCGGUGCUACCCAGACCAGGGAAAGCGAGGCAGCGAUUCAGAGUGCCGAUUUCAAGGUUGUCCCCGGCCGCAAGAAGGGCAAGAAAUGA
Messenger RNA from Trichoderma harzianum CBS 226.95, 4413 nucleotides. RefSeq lists its product as hypothetical. NCBI's taxonomy places the organism in Eukaryota, Fungi, Ascomycota, Sordariomycetes, Hypocreales, Hypocreaceae. The transcript is spliced from 4 exons. The record is from RefSeq and is a predicted model, not a curated record. The coding region runs from base 1 to 4413 and encodes 1470 amino acids. Gene Ontology annotation, molecular function: protein binding.